Rhinopithecus roxellana (golden snub-nosed monkey) is the source of this 3639-nucleotide messenger RNA. RefSeq names its product lysyl oxidase like 4 (gene LOXL4). NCBI's taxonomy places the organism in Eukaryota, Metazoa, Chordata, Mammalia, Primates, Cercopithecidae. The transcript is spliced from 15 exons. Bases 152 to 2422 code for a protein of 756 amino acids. Gene Ontology annotation, molecular function: protein-lysine 6-oxidase activity; DNA ligase activity; copper ion binding. The record is from RefSeq and is a predicted model, not a curated record. Gene Ontology annotation, biological process: peptidyl-lysine oxidation. Gene Ontology annotation, cellular component: membrane.
GGCUGGGGGGCCGCCGGCGGCAGGCGGAUAAAAAGGCCCCAGGGCGCCCAGGGAGGGAGCCCGUUAGCGCUGCUCCGCCGCGGCGCCCGCCCAGCCCCGGACCGUCCGCGCUCCAGCUGGUAUCUUGACCUCAGCUGUCCUUGAAGUCACCAUGGCGUGGUCCCCACCAGUCACCUUCUCUCUGUUCCUGCUACUGCUAGGCCAGCCCGCUCCCAGCAGGCCACAGUCACUGGGCACCACCAAGCUCCGGCUGGUGGGCCCAGAGAGCAAGCCAGAGGAGGGCCGCCUGGAGGUGCUGCACCAGGGCCAGUGGGGCACCGUGUGUGAUGACAACUUUGCUCUCCAGGAGGCCACAGUGGCUUGCCGCCAGCUGGGCUUCGAAGCUGCCUUGACCUGGGCCCACAGUGCCAAGUAUGGCCAAGGGGAGGGACCUAUCUGGCUGGACAAUGUGCGCUGUGUGGGCACGGAGAGCUCCCUGGACCAGUGCGGGUCUAAUGGCUGGGGUGUCAGUGAUUGCAGUCACUCUGAAGACGUAGGGGUGAUAUGCCACCCCAGGCGCCAUCGUGGCUACCUUUCUGAAACCGUCUCCAAUGCCCUUGGGCCCCAGGGCCGGCGGCUGGAGGAGGUGCGGCUCAAGCCCAUCCUUGCCAGUGCCAAGCAGCAUAGCCCAGUGACUGAGGGAGCCGUGGAGGUGAAGUAUGAGGGCCACUGGCGGCAGGUGUGUGACCAGGGCUGGACCAUGAACAACAGCAGGGUGGUGUGCGGGAUGCUGGGCUUCCCCAGCGAGGUGCCUGUCGACAGCCACUACUACAGGAAAGUCUGGGAUCUGAAGAUGAGGGACCCUAAAUCUAGGCUGAAGAGCCUGACGAAUAAGAACUCCUUUUGGAUCCACCAGGUCACCUGCCUGGGAACAGAGCCCCACAUGGCCAACUGCCAGGUGCAGGUGGCUCCAGUCCAGGGCAAGCUGCAGCCAGCCUGCCCAGGUGGCAUGCACGCUGUGGUCAGCUGUGUGGCAGGGCCUCGCUUCCGCCCACGAAAGACAAAGCCACAACGCAAAGGGUCCCGGGCAGAGGAGCUGAGGGUGCGCCUGCGCUCCGGGGCCCAGAUGGGCGAGGGCCGGGUGGAAGUGCUCGUGAACCGCCAGUGGGGCACGGUCUGUGACCACAGGUGGAACCUCAUCUCUGCCAGUGUCGUGUGUCGUCAGCUGGGCUUUGGCUCUGCUCGGGAGGCCCUCUUUGGGGCCCGGCUGGGCCAAGGGCUAGGGCCCAUCCACCUGAGUGAGGUGCGCUGCAGGGGGUAUGAGCGGACCCUCAGCGACUGCCCUGCCCUAGAAGGGUCCCAGAAUGGUUGUCAACAUGAGAAUGAUGCUGCUGUCAGGUGCAAUGUCCCUAACAUGGGCUUUCAGAAUCAGGUGCGCUUGGCUGGUGGGCGCAUCCCUGAGGAGGGGCUGUUGGAGGUGCAGGUGGAGGUGAACGGGGUCCCACGCUGGGGGAGUGUGUGCAGUGAAAACUGGGGGCUCACCGAAGCCAUGGUGGCCUGCCGACAGCUCGGCCUGGGUUUUGCCAUCCAUGCCCACAAGGAAACCUGGUACUGGUCGGGGAUGCCGAGGGCCCAAGAGGUGGUGAUGAGCGGGGUGCGCUGCUCAGGCACAGAGCUGGCCCUGCAGCAGUGCCAGAGGCACGGGCCGGUGCACUGCUCCCAUGGCAGCGGGCGCUUCCUGGCUGGAGUCUCCUGCAUGGACAGUGCACCAGACCUGGUGAUGAACGCCCAGCUAGUGCAGGAGACAGCCUACCUGGAGGACCGCCCGCUCAGCCAGCUGUAUUGUGCCCACGAGGAGAACUGCCUCUCCAAGUCUGCGGAUCACAUGGACUGGCCCUAUGGAUACCGGCGCCUACUGCGCUUCUCCACACAGAUCUACAACUUGGGCCGGACAGACUUUCGUCCAAAGACUGGACGCGAUAGCUGGGUUUGGCACCAGUGCCACAGGCAUUACCACAGCAUUGAAGUCUUCACCCACUACGACCUCCUCACUCUCAAUGGCUCCAAGGUGGCUGAGGGGCACAAGGCCAGCUUCUGUCUGGAGGACACAAACUGCCCCACAGGACUGCAGCGGCGCUACGCGUGUGCCAACUUUGGGGAACAGGGAGUGACUGUAGGAUGCUGGGACACCUACCGGCAUGACAUUGAUUGCCAAUGGGUGGAUAUCACAGACGUGGGCCCUGGGAACUAUAUCUUCCAGGUGAUUGUGAACCCCCACUAUGAGGUGGCAGAGUCAGAUUUCUCCAACAAUAUGAUGCAGUGCCACUGCAAGUAUGAUGGGCAUCGGGUCUGGCUGCACAACUGCCACACAGGGAAUUCAUACCCAGCCAAUGCAGAACUCUCCCUGGAGCAAGAACAGCGUCUCAGGAACAACCUCAUCUGAAGCCCUCACUGCACACUCCUAGCUGCUGCCAAUACACCAGAUACCUCAGCUUACUGGAGCCAUGCCCUUCAGAGUCCCAACUCAGAGGAAAAGGGCCAGUGCCAAGGGGCACCAAGAACCUGCUCAGGAAGCCUUUUGAUGGCAAGAUCACCAAUCCAGAUGGUACUGCUUCUUCAGGAUGGCACUGAGCCUACCCACUAAGGGCCUGGAAUAUGGCUUCCAGGCUUUGCUCAGCUGAGCUCCUCUUCUAUAAGGAAACCCAGUCAUCCCUGAAUCUUGCCACAGAGAUGCGGGGUUCAGGAGCUUUCAGUUCUUUAGGGAUGGACUAUGGCCCAGUCCCCCAUCUAAGUGGUGCUUUGCAAAUGUCUUGGAGGAGUAUAGGACAGAGUACCAAAACACACAGCAGGUAGUGUUAGCUCUCUGCUAGGAGCUCAAAGCAACACAACUUGUAUCAAAAUCACAACUGGCAGAGAAGCUGGUGGAUCCGAUCCUUUCUUCAUCUGUUAUUAUUUACAAGUCACCUCUCACACUCUGUUCUUUAGUGUCCUUACCUUUAUCCUACCGCACACAUGGGUGUUUCUAUUAUCCUUGGAAGCACAGACCUCGGGCAUCCCCUUAUUGCCUGAUGGGCCAACACCGUUACUGAGUGCUUGAGAAGGGGCAAGUUUCACAGAAAUGGCCAGACAGGGCCUUCCCACAGAGCAGCAAGAGUAGGCCAAGCAGAAAGACUGCUGAGGUAACAUGGAUCCCGGGCCCUGUCAGGGCCUCUGCCAAGGAAAAAAUAUGGACGAUUUACCUGGCAGGCAGUCUGAUCUCUCUCAGGAUCAUCACGCAUCUCAGGAUUGGUCUAAGCUUCAAGUCCCAACCAAGUGUCUGAAGUGAACUUUGCAUUGAAUAAAUUUUUGCCAUGGAAAGAACAUCAAACAAGCUACUCAUCUCUAUGAAGAUAUGAAAACAAGUCUGGCAGAGUGAGAGACAGAAGACCAUGGAGAAAUCAGAACGGGGAACAGUCAGUGUAGUUAAGGAUGGAACCUGGGAAAGGCCACCAUUCCUGCUUGAUGGGGCUGUGAUUUGCUCUCGCUCAAGUAGAAUAAAACCCCAUGGUCUUCUUGACAUGAUUCUUGAUCUUUUCUCCACUGAGACAAACUUUAGUGAUGAUCCUUACAGGACUGACACCCUAAUGCCAAAAAAGGUUGCUCAUUAUGGACUGCUACAAA